AUGCCUUCUUUCGGCGACUUUGUCAGGACACAAUUUCUCCUCAAGAUUCCCAAUCCAAUCGUCUCGUUUGCGUCCAAAACGGUCAUUGUCACCGGAGCAAACGGAGGGUUGGGAAAGGAGGCGGCCAAGCAUAUUGUCCGCCUGGGGGCCAGCACGGUCAUCCUAGGUUGCCGAAGCCUGUCCAAGGGAAACGCCGCUAAGCACGAGAUUGAAACCGUUUCGGGGUGCGGUCCCAGCGUCCUCCAAGUUUGGGAACUCGACAUCGAAUCCCCAAAGUCCAUCCAGCAAUUUGUGGACCGGGCCAACGCGCUGCCCCGGCUGGACGUCCUGAUCAACAAUGCCGGCAUUCAGAGUCAGAAGUUCUCUGUCGUCUAUGGCACGGAACGCACGCUGGCGGUAAACGUCAUCGGAACCUUCCUACUUGCGCUGCAGCUUCUCCCCAAGCUCCGCGAAACAGCCCGCAACUACCGGACGACGCCGCACAUGACCUUCGUCGGGUCUGCCAUGUACGACGUCGCCAAGUGGCCCGACCAGCAUGGCGACAACAUCUUUGCCUGGUUCGAGGACAAGACGCAUUUCUCCGCUAUAAAUCAAUACAGCCUCUCGAAACUCCUCCAGCUAUAUGCGGUGAUCCAGCUGAGCGCCAUCAUCGACCCUUCCGGUACUCCAACCGCCGACAGUCCUAGCCCCGUCGUCAUCAACUCGCUCGACCCGUGCUUCUGCAAAACGGGGCUGCCGGGCGAGCUUCCGGUGACAAUGAGGGUCGCACUCCGCAUCUUUGAGCUCACGGCUCGCUCGGCCGAGGAAGGCGCCCGUCUCGUGGUGCAGACUGCUGCGGCGGGACGCGAGACCCACGGCCUGUAUAUGCGGGCAGGCAAAGUGCGAGAGUAUGACCCGAUUGCGCGGGACGUGGAGAAGGCCGUGUACGUGUGGGAGCUGCUUUGCAAGAAGUUGGAAGGUUUGCAGCCGGGGAUUCUGCAAAAUCUGCGAGAGACGGAAUAG
Molecule: messenger RNA, 1002 nt
Organism: Chaetomium fimeti
Lineage: Eukaryota; Fungi; Ascomycota; Sordariomycetes; Sordariales; Chaetomiaceae
Exons: 2
Coding region: 1-1002 (333 amino acids)
Source: RefSeq, a predicted model, not a curated record